Salvia splendens (bonfire salvia) is the source of this 561-nucleotide messenger RNA. RefSeq names its product transcription repressor OFP8. Gene Ontology annotation, biological process: negative regulation of DNA-templated transcription. The transcript has a single exon. NCBI's taxonomy places the organism in Eukaryota, Viridiplantae, Streptophyta, Magnoliopsida, Lamiales, Lamiaceae. Bases 1 to 561 code for a protein of 186 amino acids. The record is from RefSeq and is a predicted model, not a curated record.
AUGGCGGAGAACGGCCUGAAAAUCCGCAUCCGGCGCAUGCUCCGAUCAUGCAAAUCCAAAGACCAAAUCUCCGACGUGGUUGCGCCGCCUCAUUUCUCCCCACGAUUCAGCUACGCACUCCUCUCCCCCGACGUCGUCAAAGGUCGAAAAUGCCCCCCGGCCUCCCCCAUCAUCAACUUCUACGAUUUCCCGAGGGGCAAACAAGGCAAGAGAAAAGCGCGUUACAAAAAGCGCGCUUUCGAGAACCGAUUUCCCGAUUGCAAGUAUGUCAACGGGCUGUUUAGCAGCGACGGCGAGUACGAAGACGACACGGGGCAGCGGCAGUCAAUGCCAUCCUCGGUGGAGGACAGUUUGGCGGUGGUGAAGCGCUCCAGCGAUCCGUACACUGAUUUCAGGAAUUCAAUGGUGGAGAUGAUUGUAGAGAAGCAUAUCUUCGCUGCUACGGAUUUGGAGAAUCUGCUGCGCUGCUUUCUCUCUCUAAAUUCAUACCAUCAUUAUAAUCUUAUUGUUCAGGUCUUUGCUGAGAUUUGGGAAGCCUUCUUCUCCUCUAAUCAUCAAUAA